Messenger RNA from Wasmannia auropunctata (little fire ant), 2580 nucleotides. Its product is annotated as sentrin-specific protease 8-like. Bases 1290 to 2000 code for a protein of 236 amino acids. Lineage: Eukaryota; Metazoa; Arthropoda; Insecta; Hymenoptera; Formicidae. Gene Ontology annotation, molecular function: deNEDDylase activity; cysteine-type peptidase activity. Gene Ontology annotation, biological process: proteolysis. The record is from RefSeq and is a predicted model, not a curated record. The transcript has 3 exons.
GGCCGAGGUGGCCAUUCACUGUUCAGGUUUCUCUAUGUUUCUCUCUGACGUCACUGCUUAUAUUGCUACUUGCGUCUUGGAUAAGCUUGUAUAUUUGGAAUAUUUGAAUUCUUUGAAUUGAAUCGCGAACGCUGUGAAGUAUCGUGGAUUUGUCUGUGAUGCGUACAUUAUCUGUUUGUAUUGAUCAAAUCAAUUAAGAAAAUUGGGGGCCGCCAUGUCCAAAGAAGGAAGAAGACCGUCAUGCGCAUGAUACUUUUGUCAACACACAUGUUAUCCCCGUCACAGAAGAAAAUAUAAAUAAUCUAAACGAAAAAUAUCUCUCUAGAAAAAAAAAGGAAGAGUGAAAGGAGCAAGUGGAGGAGAGUGAUAUAGUCCAGAUAAAAAAAGGCGUUUCGUAAUUUCGUAACGGAAGACGAAAAGAGCAUAAUGCCAGCAGAAACACAACCGAAUCUCUGUGUUAAAUAUGAUAACAGAUUGCAGAAACCGAACAGAUUCUACAUUUAGUAGUCAUUUAACCCUUAUGACUAGUGGUGACAUUCACUCGAGAUUCGAUAAGUAUUAUUUGAUAAUUAGUUUAAUUCAAUAUUAUUCACAUAUUUUCUUUACAUCGCAUGGAUGCCAAAAAUCGAACUUGAAAACUACUACUUUUUCUGUGUUUCUAAUCUUCAUGUACUAUGUUUACAAAGCGAUCACCUUUUGAUUACAUAUUUUGAUAUACACUGCCAGGACUGUAAAUCCAUAAUAUACGUAAUGUGAACUAUAGAUUUUCAAUACUAGCAGUAUACAUAUGUCAGAAUAUGAUCCUAAUAAAAUAUGGGUAAAAAAUGACCUAACAGUUUUCCGAGUUUUUUUUAGCACAUUUCAUUGAAUGAUGGAUUGUAUGUUUUCAACUGCUUCUUGAAGUUAUGUAAUGCCUCUUUCAAAAAUUACAUUUUUUUGAGAGUUAAAUAAUAAACUUAAGUUUAUGUUUAUUAAGAUUAGUUCUUAAUAAUAUUUAAAUUUAUUAAAAAUUUGACAAGAUUAUUAUGGAAAUAAUUACAAAUUUGAGUUACUUUAUGCUAAAUUCCAAGGCAGGGAUUAAUACAAUAGUAUUGCACCAUGUAGCCAGGCAUCAUUUAAAAAAUAUUCUAUUUAAAAAAAAAAAUGAUUGUAGAAUAACAAUUCUGCUGGCAAUCUGCUGUGAGAUUAGACUCCACAGAAUACAAGCUUAAUGUAGAAUUUGCAACAAUAUGCUGAUUAAUCAAUUGUUAGGAUAAAAAUCUGCAACGAAUUUUAUAUUGUUUCUGAUUAUGCCGAUUUUUCCUGCAAAUUCAAAGCACUUAUCUCAUGAUGCUCAUCCGACUAAUUCGUACAAGAAUGAUAUUGUGCUAAGUUACCAUGACUACUUACUCAGGGCAUCGGAUGUCGCAUUGCUGGAAAGAAAUGACUGGCUUAACGACAUUAUAAUAGGAUUCUAUUUUGAAUAUCUGAAUCAACAAUGUAGGAAGGAUAGUAAAAGCCGGUUACUAUUUAUCGGGCCUGAAGUAGCUCAGCUGUUAAAGAUGCAGGAUUCUUCGCAAUAUAAUAUAUUUCUGGAUCCUAUUGAAGCUACAAAUUAUGACUUUGUAUUCUUCCCUCUAAAUGACUGUGAUAGCAACGAGGCAGGUGGCUCGCAUUGGAGCUUAUUGAUAUACUCUCGGACAGAAAAGAUGUGUUAUCACUUUGAUUCGUCAAGCGGCAUUAACAGCUUCUCCGCGAAAAAGCUCGCACGGAAAGUGACAAAAUAUUUUCUUGACAAACAAGACAAGAAAUACAUGGAAAUGGAUUGUCCGCAACAAAAUAAUAGCUAUGAUUGUGGUUUGUACGUUUUAUGUUUGGCAGAUGUAAUAUCUAGGCAUGCUAUAAAAAAUUUAAGAAUAAGCGAUUGUGAUUGUAGUAUCGUUCCAGAAAUGGUCUCAAAAAAACGUAGCAAUUUAUUAAAAUUAAUUAACGAUUUGAAAGGUACAUAUAAUAAUGCAUAGCAGAAAUUCUAUAUAUUUAUAUUAAUAUAAUAUAAUAGCAAUUCUGGCUACAAUGUAUUAACGCAAUUACUUAUAUAUUUACAUCUAUAAUAAAUUUGAUUAUGUUAAUGCUUUUUAAUUGUUUCCAUAUUUUGACAUAAUUAUAUUACAUUAUUAUUAUUUAACAUUAAUACAUUGAAAAUAUUUCUGAUGUUUUCCUAAAAAUUUACUUUUUUUUACAUAAAACAAGAUUGAAAGAAAAUAGUUUAUUUAGAGAAAAAAGUGUGACAAAUUAUCUAUAUCUUGCAAAUAAUUCUAGAAAUAUUAGGAAAUCUAUAUAACUUAUAACAUGCAUUACCUACAACAUGAUUAGUAGUUCAAAUAACGAUUAAUGUGGGCGAAUUCAGUACAAAUGUGAGAAGCGUAGCAUAUAGCUACAUAAGAACGACUUAUGAUUAGCGGGUGCGAUCCUCAUCCCGUGUAUGUUUUCAUUUAUAAGAGAUAUACACGCGUUGAAGAGUUGAAGUAAGAAAAAAAGAAUAUGAGAUGAAUUGUAACCUGUUUUGGGGAAAAAUAAAGCUGGUAUAUAGUACAUGCAGUA